UCCUUCAGACGUCCCCAAGUAUAUUAUUGUGUAGUGGGAUAUUAACGAAUAUGUAUGAUAUUUUAUCAGUGAUUUAAAAGAAAAACCCAUAUGGGUGCCCCAAAGGACAAAACUGCUGUGGGCUCUGUGUGGACACAUCCACCUGGGACGCAGGUGGGUCAAAUGUGGGUUUGCCCUGCUCAUACAGCCCCACAGUUCACCUGAUUUUCUUAGGCGUGAUCAGGAGGGACAGGAUUACACAUGAGUACAUUCGAGAGACAGUUGAGACUGAGCAAUUUGGAGACAAAGUUAGAGAGUCAUGUGCAGAGGAGGGGUAGGGAUACAAUGGACAGAGGAUGUUAAAUACUGAGCUGCCAGAUAGGAGGAAAAGAAGACCUCAGAGGAGACCCGUGGAGGUAUUUACACCGGACAUACAGAGUGUUGGUGUGACAGAGGAGGAUGUUAGGAAUAGAGUGAAAUAGAGGCAGAUGUCCCCUGUAAUGACUCCAAAAAACGGUUAAAUAUUAGUUGUUGUUUUUUUUUUUUUCAAACUACGUUUAGCUUAUAGUUGAAUUUUAGUUAACCAACAUAAAUUUGUUUAAUAAUCUGAAAUAGUGUAAGUACACUCCCUCCCGGUAGGGGGCAGAGUGCUGAGAAACAUGCACCAACAAGGAAGGAGGGCGGUAGAAACGGAAGUAAGAUCAAUAUCAACAACCUGAGUUUACAACUCAAGUCGAACUUCGCAGCAGUAGCGGAUAAUAUUUUCGAAGUUAUUGUUAUAACUUCUUACGCUUUAAUAUUGCCCGGUGCAUUAUGGGGGAAGCUUCAGCCCGUGCGCUGUGGCGGCGGUUUAUCUCUGUGCUCAAACUCAAUGGCUAGUUUGGAGAUAAGUUAGCUCACUUUCUGUCAGCUGACUGGCUUGAACUCACUUUGGCCGUCUCGGGCAGCAAACUGUCGUCUGAUAUGCUCGGAUAUUGCUUUCGGGUUAGUUUGAACACUGACGUAGGCUUAGUCAGAGAGUGUGCUCGCUGCUGUUGACGCGUCCCGGUACAGUCGUCUUUGCAAUGAUCCUGCAGCUGCUGCCACCAGUCAUCUAGCUGGCUCCUCUUCUCCUGUCCCCCCUCCCUUAAUGGCUCACUGCGGCUCCUCCGAGCCCAGCGCAAAGGUUCAGGCCCCGCACCCGGACAGCAUCCUGCCCCCACAGGGCGGCGUAGACCAGAGCAUGAAGCCGGUGCUGUUUGAGAUCUUCGGCGAGCUUUGGACUGUCCAGUCGCGUCUCGGCCAGGGAGUCUCGGCCUCGGUGUACCGGGUCAGCUCGGGCAGAGCCACUGCAGCUGUGAAGGAGUUUCAAGCCGACACUCAGGGAGGAGAUUACGGGUAUCACAAGGAGAGGUCCGUGCUGGAAGACAUCCAGGGACAUAAAAACAUCGUCACACUGUAUGGAGUGUUUACCAACCACAGCUCUAUGAGUGUCACCACACGCUGUCUUUUGCUGGAGCUCCUGGAUGUCAGCGUGUCUGAGCUGCUGGUGAGACGCAACAGUAGCACCCAAGGUGUAAGAGCCCAGCAGGGCCACUCCAUGUGGCUUGUCCAGCACUGUGCCAGAGACAUCCUCGAGGCUCUCGCCUUCCUUCACAGAGAAGGCUACGUCCACGCAGACCUCAAACCACGCAACAUCCUCUGGAGCGCUGAUGACGAGUCCUUCAAGCUCAUCGACUUUGGCCUCAGCUUCAAACAGGGAAACCAGGAUGUCAAGUACAUCCAGACAGACGGGUACCGCGCACCGGAGGCUGAGCUUCAGAACAGCCUGGCUCAGGCAGGGGUGGAAAUGGGAGACUCGGGCUGCACGGCCGCCGUCGACCUGUGGAGCCUGGGCAUCAUCCUGCUGGAGAUGUUCUCAGGAAUCAAACUCAAAGACACCGUCCGCUCACAAGAGUGGAAGGAUAACAGCGCUGCCAUUGUAGACCAUGUCUUUGCCAACAACAGCCUGGCGUGCCCUGCCAUCCCCGUCUAUCACCUCAGAGACCUUAUCAAAAGCAUGCUUGUCACCGAUCCAAAACAAAGAUGCACAGCUGAAACUGCCCUGCUGAGCCCAUUCUUCAGUAUUCCCUUUGCACCUCACAUUGAAGACCUGGUUCUGCUGCCUUCUCCUGUUCUGCGUCUGCUCAACCUAAUCGAUGACAGCCACCUGCACAAUGAGGAUGAAUACGAAGAUAUCCUGGAGGACAUGAAAGAGGAGUGCCAGAAGUACGGAUCCGUGGUUUCUCUGCUCAUCCCCAAGGAGAAUCCAGGGAAAGGACAGGUGUUUGUGGAGUAUGCCAACUCCAGCGACUGCAAAGAGGCUCAGAGGCUGCUGACAGGCCGCACCUUCGAUGGAAAGUUUGUUGUGGCUACCUUCUACCCUCUGAGCGCCUAUAAAAGAGGUUACCUCUAUCAGACUGUCCAGUGAACUUUUAAAUCCUCAAUUUACACCUCAGCAUAGUUUGCAUGUUAAAAACACAACUGCAAAGGUCACCACAAGGGAGAAGUCACCUCCCCAUAAACAUACCUGCAGUAAUGAGUAGCUGCCCUGCAGUUUAAGCUCUUUCAGAUAUGAGUGAGUGUAGUUCUGCAUGCAGUUUUCUACAGCAAAUCUGUGUUUCAUGCAGAGUGCAAACUGAGCUGUGGUGAGCCUCCGCCUUCAGUCUGUGUGCUCUUUUUAUCCAUCCAGUGCUUUAAUAUAUACUAGAUCUGUCUCAUUUAAUAUCUGUUAGCCAGAGGCUUGCGUUCUGGGGACCGCAGUGCCUGUUCGAGCUUCCGUAUCACUUUCAUUCACUCAUAAAACCUCCCAUCAGAGUUGCAAGAUGAAAAAUCACAGCUCUGCACUGCAUUUAAAAACUUCUAAAGGACAUCUCACUUGAUAAAUAUAUAAAGAGAGACUUUAUUUCAUCAGCUUUAUACUGAAUGCUGCUAAAAACAUGUAGCAGAUGUUAAGUAGUAAUUUAAAGGGAGUUUUAUGCAUCAAACUCAAAACUAAUGACAAAAACACCCUGAAAAUCACACCCCUUCAAAGUGAAAAUUUACUGUGGUGAAAGCAUUCUAUUAAUAUUGCCUAUUUAUAUAUCUUUUUAGGUUAAACGUUUUAGAGGAAAUGACUUGGUACCAGGGGAAUAUCCAGGUGUCUUCUGCCUGUUUUCAAGGAGAUAUUGUUUGACUAAUGCUUCCACUAGCUGGUAGUUUUCACGCACUAACUCACUGCCAUUAUCUGAGCAAGCCGAGGGGUCUCUGCACCCUAUCCUGUAGCCUUAUGCGUCGUAGCCUUUCAUUUAAAGCCAAUGUGCUCUAUUAUCUAUUUUGAUUAUUUUCAUUGUGUGUGAAACCCUUCAGAAAAACAUGCAGUAAGCAUAGUUGUUUUUUUUCACUGCAACACACAAGCAAGAAAAUUAAGAGAUAAAACUGAAGAACUAGUAGGUAAAUAAGUCUGUGAACAAAAAAUGGUUCCAGCAGAGGUGAAAAUGUCUUCUAACUUCCUCUGACUUGAGCCAGUGAUGUGUUCCGUUUACCUCGUAGUUUUGUAGUCCGGAGCCAAAGCAUCAACCAGAUAUUGGAUGCAGAUGUGUGCAGUGGGACAUUGGAGAAUACCCUGAACAAGUGGUGUAAAGCCACUACCUGGAGGAUAUUUGUAGCCUCUUUCUUUAUGACUUUUUUUUUAAGACAAUCUUGAGUUGGUACAGUCCGUGUUGCUGUCAUCACUGUUUUUAAAUCUUGCACAUUGUGGCUUUAAAGGCUGUGCAGUGCUGUUGCAAGGUGAAGGCUACUGUACUAACUAGAUAAAGUUUAAUAUAUGACAAGCUUCCAGUGUGCUGGUGCAUGAUCCAGGUGAUUGAUUGUACACUGCCAGCCCAGUGUUGUAGCAUCAUCAUCCUGUGGUAGCACUUUUCAUACUUCUGCCAGUUUCUUGAAAUGCUGCUUUUUGCAUGAUGAGGAAAAAAAAGAAAUCAAAACAAAACAUGUAGCCUUGAGAUAAAGAUUUCCUGGAGCCAACAAAGUUAAUAUUUUGCAUCUUUGAGCAGCAGGUUUUGGUGUUUUUGCAGUGGAAUGUGUUUUUUGUUUUCUUGGUUUUAUUCUUUUCCAUUAGUGGGUUUAUAGUAAACACCAAGACCGCUCUGAAAGUCUUUUGAAACAUCAGACAAUUUCUACACAAGUGCCCUAUGACAUUCACAGGCUAGCUAACUAACCAAAAUGCUGCAAUGACAGCUGAUUGUGCUACAGCUGCAUGUGCUUAUAGCUGAAGCCUUUGCUGAUGCCUUAUGAAAUAACCUCCGUCCAGCAGUUUUAGUGUCCACACAAAUUAAAGUGCACUGUUACCAACAAUAACCUGGAACAAAUCAUUUUUCUCUAUUCCUUCAUUAGUUGCUCACUGCUAAUUUUUCUUCUUAAAGCCCGACUAAGUAGCUAUUAAUCAAAAGCUCUAAGCUACAUUUGACAAUGCAGGUGUUAGCUGCGGUAAACACUAAUGCUAAUAAUGCAAGAUUCUAGAAGUGAAAUUCCCGUUAUAUUCUUCAUGUUGAUUUUGAUCGUGAGCUGUAAUUUUGUAACCAUCCAAAGCAGACUGGCUACAGGCGACAACAUUAUGAAGCAGCGCUGUGUGCUCCUGUAGAAAGCAGAUAGCAACCUUGUUUUAACAAAAAAAAGAAAGCAUUUUAUUCAUAGUAGAGUAAAAUGGAAAAGAACUACUUCACCCACAAUCAUGACCUAAAUCCUCAAAUUCUGACUUGAAUCCUUCUUGAAAUGGAAAAGCCGCAAUCAGUGAUUCCAGGCAGGAACAAAGCCCUUUACUAUAUUGAGAACUUGUACUUUACUACAUACGCAAACACCAACUACAAAAUAUAUUGACAACUAUUAUUUUACAACACUAUGAUGGGGAACGAACAAGAUUAAAUUCAAGAAGGCUGAAAGUUGUUUCCUCUGGAAUCUGGGGUGUGCAGUGCAUUGUGGGAUGUGUAGUUCCUUCUCUGUUAAAAGUAACUUUCUGAACAACAACAUGUAAAGUCCUUUGAGUGCUUAGAGUAGAAAAGCGCUAUAUGCGAACCAGUCCACAUCAAUGGAGAAAAUGAAUGGGAUAUUCACUUCUAGAACCGGAGCUCUUAGAAACAUGGGUGGUUACUGUUGGGCUAGCAACAGCUAGCAACAAAACAGCUUUGAUUAUAUUAAACUGAACAAAAGUUUUUUGUUUUGUUUUUUUGCUCAAAGUUACCCUUACAGUUGACCUGUUAUGUUUUUCCUUGUUUUCUGCCGCUGAGGGCAGAUUUCCAUAAUAUAUCUUGUGUUUUGUAAA
Molecule: messenger RNA, 5296 nt
Organism: Oreochromis niloticus (Nile tilapia)
Lineage: Eukaryota; Metazoa; Chordata; Actinopteri; Cichliformes; Cichlidae
Gene: uhmk1
Product: U2AF homology motif (UHM) kinase 1
Exons: 9
Coding region: 1109-2428 (439 amino acids)
Biological process (GO): positive regulation of translational initiation; peptidyl-serine phosphorylation; regulation of protein export from nucleus
Cellular component (GO): nucleus; neuronal ribonucleoprotein granule
Molecular function (GO): ATP binding; ribonucleoprotein complex binding; protein serine/threonine kinase activity
Source: RefSeq, a predicted model, not a curated record